Molecule: messenger RNA, 1471 nt
Organism: Astrephomene gubernaculifera
Lineage: Eukaryota; Viridiplantae; Chlorophyta; Chlorophyceae; Chlamydomonadales; Astrephomenaceae
Source: the annotation of a GenBank genome assembly
CAGCAUCAUCUACGCACUGUCGCUCGCUCUUAACGGAGCCGGUCCCUCCUCCAACACCCAUUCCGAGAUCCUGCGCGCCAUCACAACCGCCUCACACCUGCAACCGCAACAACAGCAACCGCAGCAGCAACCGCAGCAGCAGCAGCUCUCCGAGGCCGAUCUGAACUCCUUCCUGGGGACCACCAUGUCGCUCCUGAACGGCCAGUGCCCAGCCGCCCUCAACCCUGCAGCAGCAGCAGCAGACGGCACCGGCAGUCAAGCGGCGGCAGGGGAGGCGGCUGCAGCAGGUGGUGAGGCCGGCAGCAGCAGCAGCAACAGCAGCGGCCCCGGCGGCAGCUCCGAGCUCAUCCUGGCCAACAGCAUCUGGACUGCUCCCGGCACGCAGCUCAAGUCGGGGUACGUGGAGGAGAUGCGGACGCUGUACCAGGCGACUGCCCGGGAGGCCGCUGGGGGCGCGGGGGAGGUGAACGCCUGGGUGGCGGGCGUCACGCGGGGGCUCAUAAAGCAGCUCAUCCCCAACGACAACUUCGACGCCAUCCUCGCCAACGCCAUCUACUUCAAGGGGCUGUGGGCGUCCGCAUUCAAACCCCACCUCACCCAGCCCGGCGACUUCUCCACCUCCCGCGGCACCACCGCGCGCGUCAGCAUGAUGCAGCAGACCUUCGAGCCGCGGCACAACAUCAUGUCAGCGCGCAAGGAGGGGGUGUACGACGCAGUCUCGCUGCCGUACCGGGGCGGCGACUUCAGCGCGGUGGCGCUGCUGCCGGCGCCGGGCGUGGAGGUGGCGGCGGCGCUGCGGGAGUGGGCCGCGUCGGGGCCGCAGGCGCUCAAGCGGGUGGGUCAGCUGCGGGUGGUGCUGCCCAAGUUCAAGGUGUCCUCCUCCAUGUCGGUCACGCCGCUGCUGGAGCAGCUGGGCGUGCAGGCGGCGUUCGGGCCUGCCGCGGACUUCAGCCGCAUGACAGAGUCCCGCCUGCACAUCAGCGACGUGGUGCACAAGGCGGUGGUGGAGGUGGACGAAGAGGGAACGGUGGCAGCCGCGGCAACCGCCGUCAUUAUGCUGACGUCGGUGCCCAUGCCGCCGCCCGAGCUCGUCUUCAACCGCCCGUUUGCGUUCAUGAUUUACCACAACCCGACCAAGCUGCCCAUCUUUACGGGCGUAGUGAAUGACCCCAGCGCGACCUAAGCAGCCUACUUAAGGGCUGUUUUGGAGGUGGACGAGGAGGGCACCCUUGCAGCGGCGGCCGCAGCGGUCAUCAUGAACAGGGCGAUGCCGCUGCCGCCGCCCGAGCUGGUCUUCGACCGCCCCUUCGCCUUCAUGGUCUACCACACCGCCACCAGCCUGCCGGUGUUUGUGGGCGUGGUGCAUGACCCCAGCGCGGCCUGAGAGGGCACAUGAUGACGUGUGCAGCAGGCCCAGCAGCUGUGCGGCAAUGAUGGAUUUGCGUGUAGAUGUCGGAUGCAGGGCAAUGUG